UGGAGGGCGCUCUACGCUCUCUUUGCGCUAAACUGCAGCAUGCCAUGCAUGCUGACCAGCCAGAUUUCUCAAAAAGAAAUAGGCUAAAACUUUGAUGUAGACUGGUAGUGGUUGUGUUCUUAUUCCUCCAUGGUUGAUUUGACUUUUGCAAAGCCCGAAAAUUAAUUGAACUAUAUGAUGAUGUUGCUGAAUAUUUUGUCAAGAUCUUCACUGGGACGCGCAUCUGUCAUAGUGAGGCAUUUACGUCCUUCAUGUGCAGCGAUGUCAACAUCCGCGUCCACAGAUGAAGACGUCCUGUUUGACAACGUGGACACAAAAUGUCUGGUCACACUGAAUCGACCCAAAGCCCUCAACGCAUUGAACUUAUCCAUGGUCAGGAAGAUAACUCCCAAACUGAAGGAAUGGGCAGCUGAUCCCAAGAUCAGUAUGGUGAUCAUCAAAGGAGCUGGGGAUAAGGCUUUCUGUGCAGGAGGGGAUAUCAAAGCUGUAACGGAACUUGGCAAGCUUGGUGAUCCCAUGGCAGUGAGUUUCUUUAGGGAGGAGUACAUCCUUAACAAUACCAUCGCCACCCUGCCAAUACCGUAUGUGGCACUCAUUGAUGGGAUCACUAUGGGCGGAGGUGUGGGACUGUCUGUCCACGGCCUCUUCAGAGUAGCCACAGAGAAGACUCUCUUUGCCAUGCCUGAGACGGCUAUCGGUCUGUUCCCUGACGUUGGAGGUGGGUACUUCUUACCCAGACUACGAGGCAAGCUGGGGCUGUUCCUUGCCUUGACGGGGUACCGACUGAAAGGACGAGAGGUCCAGUUGGCUGGGGUAGCUACACACUUUGUGGAAUCAAACAGGAUAACAGAAUUGGAGGAUAGAUUACUUGCAUUACCAAGUCCCAGCCAGUCUGACAUUGUACAGCUGCUAGAUAGAUACCAGAGUGAGAGUCAGUUAGGCGCAGACAAGCCCUUUUCCUUGGAGUCACACAUGGACAACAUCAAUAGACUGUUUAGUGGUAGUUCUGUGGAGGAAAUCUUGCAGGCCCUUGAGACCGAUGGCUCAGAGUGGGCAAUCAAGCAAUUGGAGAUUUUGAAGAAGAUGUCUCCAACUUCCAUGAAAAUCACCCAUCGUCAGCUGACACUAGGAGCCAAUAUGAGCCUACAAGAAGUCCUACCCAUGGAAUUACGCAUUGCACAUGGCUGCGUGAGAGGCAAUGAUUUCUAUGAAGGAGUCCGUUCUGUGUUAGUGGAAAGGGACAACAAUCCCCAGUGGAAUCCAAACACAGUAGAAGGCGUGACAGAGGACAUCUUAGAUGAUCACUUCCGUCAUCUUGGUGACAAGGAAUUAGUUUUAUAGAAGAUCAGAUGGAUUCAGAGUAACUAGAAUUUUUUUUAUGAUUGUGUGCCACAAGAAGAAUUAUAUAUGUACAAAGAAAAUUACGUUUUUUAAUGAUUUAAGGUUAGAAUGGUUGACAAUGCUUUGAUCUCUUUGAUGAGCUCAUGCCUGCAUUAAGGGUUCAAAAUUAAAAUGUAAAUGAUGCAGAAAAUCUGGGAAAAUUAAGGUAGGACGAUAUCCCAAGACUUCAUUGCAUUAUAAGUUGCAUUUUAAUUCAAAUCUUGUGGCAACUGACCUAUCGCCUAUGAGUUAGCCACGCCCCUUAGACAACCCUAUGGCAUUUUUGCACGUAAAGUUUUGUUUGUUUCUGAUGUUGCACGUUCUGCGUCCAUGCGUAUAUCAUGUAAUUGGACAAUAUUUCACAAGCUGUGUGAUGCAAUUCUACCGCGAUAUGUCAAUUUAUCUUAACUAAUGCCAGAAGUAGGGGAACUAUUUGCUCAAUUUGGGGAGCAUUACUCAGUCAUAGCCUCUGUGUAAGAAAGGUAAUGGAGCUGUGAUGCCUACCAGCGGCGCAGCCAGGGUUUUCAUUCUAGAGGGCCGAGAUGUUACAGUGGAGCGGUCCCAAUUUCAUCCGUGCUCAAAGGUACACAGGUUUUUUUUUACCCGACACCUGGCCACCGUAAAAUCAAAUUGGAGGGGGGGGGGGGGCUGGACUGGACACCAUCUCUCGAUGGGGGCGCUGUUCAAAACACCGAAUUCAUGGCCAUUGUCGGACAAUAGGUAUCACUACAGUGUAUACGCAUUCCACGGGCUGUUAAAAUAAGCAGCCAAUCGCUAAAAAAAGUUUUCGCCUACAAAAAAUUCAAAAA
Molecule: messenger RNA, 2189 nt
Organism: Patiria miniata (bat star)
Lineage: Eukaryota; Metazoa; Echinodermata; Asteroidea; Valvatida; Asterinidae
Gene: hibch
Product: 3-hydroxyisobutyryl-CoA hydrolase, mitochondrial-like
Exons: 9
Coding region: 175-1341 (388 amino acids)
Biological process (GO): L-valine catabolic process
Cellular component (GO): mitochondrion
Molecular function (GO): 3-hydroxyisobutyryl-CoA hydrolase activity
Source: RefSeq, a predicted model, not a curated record